AUGGUGAAUAACGACCAAAUUUUUAGAGUUUGCAGGCAAACUUACCAAAAUUUUCAAAUACCUACUACAGCCAAUGAAGGUAAACGCAAAGAAAUGAAAGUAUUAGAGCCUCAGCAAACAUUGAUCGUGAAUCGUGAUAAAGCAUCUGUAGAACCCAGGCCAAAAACAAGCCCAGGCUUGAAUAAAACGGGCUCUGGCAGUGCACCGCCCCCACCGCCACCAAUACACCGAGAAGACGCUAAAAAGGAAAAACAUUCUGGCCACAAUUUGGAGCCAGACUACGAAGUCAUCGAAUUUGGCCAGUAUUCAAACGCACCGCCUUUGCACAAGAAUAUUCAUCCAGCACAAACCUCAAAACAUUGCCAACUAUGCGGAUCGACUUCCCCAAACGUCAGCGUCCACUGCGAACAGUGCAAACAGAAUUUUUGCUUGUCUUGCGACGACAUGUACCACAGACAUCCCAAAAGGCAGAAUCAUGUCAGACGAAGAAUCGAAGAAAGAGGAUUCCAGCCAAUCAGGCCCCCAUUGCCCCCCAAAGGCGAAGCCCCUCCGAUUCCUGUGCCUCCGCCAAGAAGACGACGAUCCGGCUCAGUAGGACCAUCACCGUGCCCCUCACCGACACCCACCAGACAAAGUCAGGCACACUCCUCAUUUACGAUGCCGCGCAAAGACAACAGCUUCAGUUUAAAAGAAAAAAUGAACAGUUUGAGAAGGGGGCUGACUUUAGGUAACAGGCCACUGCCUCCUACGCCUACCAUUUCUUCCAGAUCCAAUUCUCUAGUGUCUCAUGAAGAUUUCAGCCAGUUUCAACCACCCAGUCCUAGUCCAAGCCUUCAACAACGAUACAGACAGCAUCAGUUGGCAAUGCGAGGCACUACUCCAAACUUACCAAGCACCUCUUCCAGCAGAGAUUCUUGGGAACAAGAUCAAUGGCAAUUCAGAAACAGAGCUGAUAGUGUAUCAGGAUCUGAAACUGGUACCAGCAGAAUAUCGAGAAAGCUCAGCAACACUUCUUGUCCACCGGUUGGAAGGAACUUGCCUCACAGCGCUUCAGUUUUCGAUUUAAAUAAUCCCAUGCCUCAUCAUCAUCACGGAGGCUUUGUACCUGUACAACAGGCCCAUUCAAUGGCCCAGCUCAACUAUCCUUGUUGUCAAAACGCUUGGAUGGAACAGCAACAGCCUUGUUGCUUCGAUCCGGCUCACGGUAGCAACAUGAGUUUGAAUAUGGCUCAUGGUGGGUAUCCGGGUAAUCCUAUGUGGAUGGGUACCUGGCACGGACCGCCUCCUGGGAUAUAUCCGUAUGGAUUACCGCCUGUUCACGGAAGAUCCUGUUCCCAUUCUCGUCCAGCUUCGCCCACUCACAGCAUAAAAUCCCGCAAAUCUUCAAUGAGCAAAAAAUCACGUAGAAAGUACCGCGACGAAACUUCGGACGAAGAUUCCAACGAUUUGGACGAUAGACGAUCGGUUUUCAGUCACACCGAAAGAAGAUCAGUGGGAAGAUGCGGAGUUCGAGACCGGACACCUUCAAUGCCCAAAGAGACUUUGAAUCGAAGACAUUUGAGCGAAAGAGGUUCUGUAGGAGGCAGAAGUAGAACCAGUGUUGCAGCAGCUUCAUCUAGCGAAACUGAUGAUGAACAAAGCCCUGAUGAAGAAAAUAUCAACAAAGAUCCAGCAAUAAUAAUUGAAGAAGAGGAAACAAGUUCCAAUAAAGAAGACCAAAUCAAAAUACCAGAUUGUUCGUGGAUUUGUGAACAUUGCACUUUUGUCAAUGAAGCAGGCACUAGAGUUUGCAUUGUGUGCUGUAAAACACCUACAACUAAAGUAAAACUUGUUGAUAAAACAACUAAGAAGAUAGAAAGUUCUACUAAGAAAAUUGAAAGUUUAAAUAAAAAUCCAAAGCCACCAGUGGGAAGGUCAAUUAAACCAAAAACUAAAGUUGUGCAAAGUUUGAGCAGCGACGAUUACAGCGCCAAAGACUACAGCGAAACUGAAUCGAUGCAAAAACUCAACAUUUCUGAAGCUAAAAAAGCUACAGAAGAGAGCAAAGAAGCCGAGCUGCAAAAUAAUAUAGAAAAAAUUUCUACGGCAUGCGGUACUUCGCCCCCAAAAGAAACCACUUUGACAAUAAGUACUGGAACUUCACCUCCACCUCAAAGUAUGUUCACACAGACCUAUGAAGAAAUACAUCCAAAAUCUAUCCCCAAAAGUCCAAGUAUAAGAGGCAGUAGACAUCGCGAUUUAAAAAGAUCCCAAUCCUUGCACACAAGCUCAUCGAAACGAGGCUCGGAAUGGUCGUUGCACCGGUCUUCAAGCCGACAAAGUUUUACUACAGAUUCACAAAGCCUUCCUGGUAGUAGAGAACCAAGUCCGAUGCCCUACGACUACGAAGAUGCAGCUUACAUUGAAAAACCAAGACUACGCAAGCCUCAAACAGUGAGCCCAAGAUUGUCAAUGAGCAUUAUGGAUCUUAGAAGGCCCGAUUUGUACCACAGAAGGCCUCAGCAGGACUAUUACAGGGAGCCUCCAAGUCACCAACAGAGAAGCGAGUCUUUGCACCCUGAAUUUUUCGAUUCUGGCUUCGAACGAAGGGACGCCUAUAAGAAUCAGGGUAUGGAGCUUGUGAAGUUGUUAAGGGAUAAAAACCCCAUAGAAUGGCUGAAAGAACACUGGGACGCUAUUAUAUCCAGCGUCCAGACGCUGGCAACCCAAAUGGGCCGAGAAGGACCGAUGAACAUUGUCGGUACCGUCUCGGAAAAAGAAGCCAGAGACGCCUUAAGAUCGAACAAAGGCGAUUUGUGGCCUGCUGUCCAGGAUUGCGUCGAACAACGACAAAGAAAGUACGCAGAAUUGGCCAGUAGGGGUGAAUUUGCCAGAGAAGAUAUAGUAACAGUCUUAACAAUUAAUCACGGUGACUUGGAGGCUGCUUAUAGUGAAUUGAGUAAAACUCAAAUUAAACCGUUUUUAAUGAGGAUUUGGGGCCCGCCUACUGGGAUUGAAAAUGAGGCAGGUAACGAGGGGGCGACGCUGCAUAAAUUCAGGGGGAAAGAUGUUUUAAGUGAAGAGGAAAAACAAUUAAAAUCCAAAGCCAAAGCGGUAAGUCUCGAUAGUGAUAGUAAGUCUUCCCCUGAAAAUGUAAGUAGCCCCACAAACAUCAAUCAAGAAGAUAAGCAUCCUAAUUACCAAAAAAUAACCAAAGUAGAACCUCAUCAAAUAGUUUUUACGCAACCAGAAGUGCCCCAAAGCCCUAAAGUUUAUGUAGAAAAAAGCAGCACAGUAAUCCAAGUUGUAGACAGUGUCGGUUUCGAUUCAGCAAACUUGCAAAGCCCUGCAGCUGAUUCUAGUAGCUCAAGUGACGAUAUUUUUGGAGAUGAACAAUUCGAAGAUGCUUGCGAAGAUGAUGAAAUCAACCAAGCAGGUUCAAGUUUACCUGAACCCAAAAGAAGUAUUAGUAAAGUUGCUAUUCAGUUGAUCAACACACCUAUUCAAGUUGUUGAUCAAAUAUGGCCAAAAAUGGCUGAGAUAAAAGAAAGUACUGCCCAAAUUAUGCUUAAAAAACCUCAGAAUGAGACUAAUUGUGAACCUUUGAAGUUUGUCGAAAAUAAAAUUUAUGAAAAUUCCAUGCUUAUUGGUGUUGAAAAGACUGUAGUGGUCGACUCAAAGAAUUUAAAAAUACGUGAAGAUAUUCCUGAAAGUUCUGAGGAAGAGCAAAUAGUUAGUGCUGAUCCAAUCAUUAUUGAUGAAAUAAAAGAUGAGGUUAUUGAAGAUAAUAUUGUCAAGAAAUGUGAAGAUAGUGCUUCUUUUGAAGCAGUUGGACAAAUGAGUAUCAGUGAGAUUGAGUAUCAUGAUGCUGUAGAAAUUGAUGAUGUUGUAGAUGUAAAUAUUGAAACUCUAAGUCCUAGCGAAGAAGUUGCAGCAAAAACGAAUAUCAAUGUUGUUAUAAAUGCUGAAGAAAUAGAAGUCAAGUAUCAAGAUGCUGUAGAAGUUGAAAUCGAAGAGGAUUCUACAGCAAAUGCUGACGAUAAUGAUAAGGAAAAAGUCAGUAUUUUGGAUGUCACAUCAAAAAUUGAUGAGGUAGUUGAAAAUAAUGAUGCCAAUAUAGUCGACAAAGCUUCAACUACUAGUAAUAUAAUAACUGAUGGAUCAAAACUUGAUGAGGAUUUCAUUAUAAAUUCUGAAAUAUUAGAAAUCGAGUAUCAUGAUGCUGUAGAUGUUGAAAUCGACAACGAUGCUACACCAAAUGCUGAAAGAUUUGCAGAUGAUACUGUAGCAGUUGAAGUCGAAGAAAAUACUAAGGAAAUCAAUGAGGAUGUUGCUACAAUAACUGAAAGUGCUGAUAAAUCAAAAUGUAAUGAGGCCUUUGUUGUAAGUACUGAAGCAGCAAAAGUAGAAGAAAAUUCUACAAUCACUGAACAAGGACGAAUCAAAAAAUCUCCUACUCCUAUCAGAGAUGUAAUUGUUGAAGAAAUUGUUGCUAUAGCCAGUGAUAACGUAGCAACAAAUAAAAAUGAAGACAUUAAUAAUAAUCAAGCAGCAAUACAAAAUAUAGAAGGAAAGUUGAAUCAACAAGAAGAACCAAUGGUGUCAAAAGUAAAAUUAGAUAUUGUUGCCCAAGAUAAAAGUUCCUUAUUGCCUCCCAGCGGUGCUAAAAAACAGAAAAAAUCCCGAAGAAAAGCUCGUCAAAAGCACAGAAAAGCCAUAUUAAUAAGAACAGAAAGUACUACUAGCAGUGCAACUGAGUCCAGUGAUCUAUCUCCAACUAUUGAAGAACCCAAAUUCAACCUUGAAAUGCCACCAGAACCUGAAGUGAUCGAUGAUAGAGCCAGCCACAAUAAGUUAGAAAGAAAGAAACCUUUAAAAAAAACUGACAGCCAAAAGUAUUCCAAAUACAAAAACAUGCCAAUAAAACCAAUACCUUACUCCCCACUAGAAGAAAAACCCGAAUUUGUAUUAUCAGAAUCUGAAAAGCUUCUGCCAGAAGAAAAAUCUCUACUCAAAUCGACAACGAAAAUACAAAUGCCGCAAAACAACCAAGCACCCAAAAAGAAACCAUCGAAAAUUCCAAUAAUUUCCAGACAAAAUUCCCUUAGCAAAGAACCAAAAAGUCCUUCAUUGAAAAGCAGUACCAGCAGCAAAAUACCGGUGAGAUUGAAGAGUAAGAGUCCACCUAAAACUACUGCUGAAGAAAAUUCUGAAGAGACACCAAGUAGCUCAAAACCUAUUAAAAGCAUUGCUCAAUCUUCAUUUAAAAGCUCAUUUGAAUCAAACGCUAGCUCAAAGAAAAUGUCUUACACCAAAAGCUUGGAUUACGACAGCGACAGCUCAGUUUCAGAUAGUAAUAUCGAAGAAUUAUUGUCUGACAAUGAGAAUUUUGAUGAUUUUGGUGACGACAAGUGUGAUUCAGAUCAAAAUAAUCCAAGGGAAACAUUGAAUAUUAACUUGAAUCAAAUCAGUAAAACAGUGAAUCAGCUGACGUCAAAUUUGGAUAGAAAAAAUAGCUAUUCAAUUGAAGAAACUUGCGAAUCUGAAGAUUACGAGUCGGAAUCUGAAAUUGAAGUGGAUGAAACUGAAAGUAGUGAAGAAGAGUUUAUUGGUGAUAGUUUUAAAAAUGAACCAAUAAUUAUCAGUGAAGCUGAGAGACAGGCAAGAAGAUUUUUGGCCGAAGGCCAAGUAAAAAACUAUGAACAAGCUGAGCUAGCUGCGAGCCUCGUUGGCAUGAAUUUUUCUGCAGAAGAAGCCCUGGAAGCGGUCAGAGACUGUAGCAGUUUGGAUGCUGCUAUUGCUUACUUGCAGCAGGAUUGUGAACUUUGUGCAGGCAAAUAUCCCAUGAAUAAGGCAAGACAUAAAAAUCUUCAAAUGUUUAGACUUUUAUUGAUUCAAUUUCAGAUUAUUUCUAUGCUAAAAUGCACUCAUCGUUGCUGUCAAGAGUGCGCCAAAAAUUACUUCACAGUACAAAUCACUGAUAGAAGUAUAAUGGAGUGUAAUUGUCCGUUUUGUAAAGCUCCUGAACUAAAUCACAACAGCGCAACCGAAGACGAAAUUUCCGAUUAUUUCGGUAACCUAGACAUUCUACUCAAAGGCAUCAUAGAUCCGCAAGUUCACGAACUGUUUCAACAAAAACUGCGAGACAGGACUUUGAUGCAAGAUCCGAAUUUCAAGUGGUGCGUCCAGUGUUCGUCCGGAUUUAUUGCCCAUCCCAGACAGAAACGACUCAUUUGUCCCGAUUGUAAAUCUGUUACCUGUGCAAACUGUAGAAGACCAUGGGAAAAACAACACGAAGGCAUCACAUGUGAAAAGUUCAUCGAGUGGAAAGACGCAAACGACCCAGAAAACCAAGCUUCAGCUGUAGCCAAACAUUUGGCCGAAAACGGUAUCGAUUGUCCCAAAUGCAAAUUCAGAUACUCGUUAUCCAAAGGCGGUUGCAUGCACUUCACCUGCAUCCAGUGCAAACACGAAUUUUGCUACGGCUGUGGAAAACCGUUCAUGAUGGGUGCCAAAUGUGGCGUGAGUCAGUACUGUGCCAAAUUAGGUUUGCACGCUCACCAUCCGAGAAAUUGUUUGUUUUAUUUGAGAGACAAGGAGCCUCACGAGUUGCAAAAACUACUCAAGGAUCACAAAGUUAAGUUCGAUACAGAAUUAAUCAUGGAUAAAGAAGAAAAUGUUGGUGCAAUCAAGAAAUGUCCAGUUGCGCUGCAACGAGAAACACCUAGCGGAUUAAUUGAUACUAUUUGUAGUAACGAAGUUAAUCCUGGACAAGCUGGAUUGUGCAGAAUGCACUACAUAGAGUAUUUGUGUUUUUUGAUUCGUAAAAAUAAAAUCGAAACAAUUGAGAUAUUGCAAGAGGACGAUUUGGAAACUGUCGUGAGGAGGGCGAAUAGAAAGUUGCCUCCUAACGCUUACGGUACCCCUAAGGGGAUGCAGCACUACAUCGAGUACUUAGUGGGGCUGAUAUUCAGACACAAACUGGACCCGAUUUCGAUUUUGGACUUGGUAGAAGUCAACCAGGAGCUGCGCAGACGAGGCAAAGAGUUGCCGGAACGAGGCCCCUGGUGCGACGACAAGCAGUAUAGGGAAAUGUGCGCUAAGAUUGUUAUGGACCAAAUACCGUUGGAAUGAACCCCAACCACUUAUAUUUUGAUUCCUUCAUAUAAGCGCCUUGCAGAAGUUGAAGAUGGAAAUUUGUAAUGAAGUUAUUUAAUUUAUCAUUUUCGCUGGAUUGAAAUCCAUCUUUAGCUAAAAUUCGGUAUUUCUUAUUUAGUUUGAAGAUGUCUAAAUAGGACAAACUGAUUGUUCUUUUAGUGAAAGCCACAGUCUACACAUUUUUUUUAAGAUUUUUAUUUUAUUUACCUUUUAACUUUCCCUGAAAUACAUGAUAAAGAAAAUAUGGAUUA
Ceutorhynchus assimilis (cabbage seed weevil) is the source of this 7388-nucleotide messenger RNA. NCBI's taxonomy places the organism in Eukaryota, Metazoa, Arthropoda, Insecta, Coleoptera, Curculionidae. The record is from the annotation of a GenBank genome assembly.